This is a messenger RNA of Nomia melanderi (Alkali bee), 1084 nucleotides long. RefSeq lists its product as uncharacterized. Lineage: Eukaryota; Metazoa; Arthropoda; Insecta; Hymenoptera; Halictidae. The record is from RefSeq and is a predicted model, not a curated record.
AUGAAAGAAGGUACACGGGAUGGCUUAACAAAUUCACCACCGCACCCGCGCAUAGAUAACUCGACGAACGAUCGAAACCCGGAGAUCAAUCAGUGGUGGUCGACAAUGGACAAUUUGAGCGACGUUUACUAUCUGGUGCAACUAAUGUUCCGCCAAAUAUUCGUCUACUUACGGGAUUUGAUCCUGUACAAAUUCUUCUGGUUGGCCGCAACGAGCGACGAUUUCGAUUCCUCCGAUUCCACACUGCGCGGCCUCACCUCUAGAAACCUCACCGCCGAUGUCUUAGCCUUCUCCGUCAUCUGUGCGGUCCUUUUUCUUCUCGUGAUGCUCUCGUCGAAAUGCGAGAGAGACGAAGGCCGACCUUACGUAUCCACCGGGAUCGAAACAGUGUCCGUGAACUUCGAAGAGAACCUAUGUCGCCCGCUGCACAUUAGUUCGAACGCGACGGACUGUCUGGACGCUUGCGGGGACACGAUCUUCCCUCGGAGAAGAAUUCUGGAAAGGAAUCUGUCGCACGAGAGCUUCUCCCGAGUUCGGUCCAGCAAUAGGAAAAGGAACAGGUGUAUCCUUAAGAGAUCUAUCUUCGGAUUGACUGGCGCUCAGUUGCACAGCUCUCAGAGCACACAAACGGAGAAGCUGCUCCCUAAAAUAUGUCAGAAGUGGUUGGUGAGGCGGACGAGAAGCGGCCUGGUCUAUGGGAAAUACCCUGUCUAACGGAAAACAAUCAUUUCAUUCAUUUCUCACGAAUUUAGGCUAAUUAGUUGUUUAAGAAACGCAAAGGGUCUAGGGAGAUCCUAAAAAAUUGAUAGGAAGACUGUUAACGGUGGUGUUUAACCGUUGUCUAUCGUUUUGAAGAAUUAAUAGCGAGCGAACGUUAUCGGUCGCUCAAUUCUACGUUGCGUUGCAUUCGCGUCGUUUCAAAGCUAUCCGAUCGUUUCCUAAUUUAUUAUUCAUAUACAAUCGAUUCGAAUAUGUUUAUAAUCACAUUUUAGAUCCAUUUACUCUUUUUCUAUCGUUUUUAUUCGAGUCGGCACUCUCGUCAAGAGUAGUUUGUAUCACGUGUUUUAUUUGAUAUUGAUCGUUC